Messenger RNA from Cololabis saira (Pacific saury), 4007 nucleotides. Its product is annotated as adhesion G-protein coupled receptor D2. Gene Ontology annotation, molecular function: G protein-coupled receptor activity. The record is from RefSeq and is a predicted model, not a curated record. Gene Ontology annotation, biological process: adenylate cyclase-activating G protein-coupled receptor signaling pathway; cell surface receptor signaling pathway. Gene Ontology annotation, cellular component: membrane. Lineage: Eukaryota; Metazoa; Chordata; Actinopteri; Beloniformes; Belonidae. The transcript is spliced from 25 exons. The coding region runs from base 159 to 3479 and encodes 1106 amino acids.
GCUGCACUCGCGUGCACUAAAGAAAACAGACUUUUGGUAAACUUUCCACAUUGUGGAAUUAGAAAAACGGAAAAUCGCCCCGAGGAGGGGAUGACUUCAGUCUUCACGGAUGCUACACGAAUGGAGUGAGAAGAAAAGUAAAGUACAAGUAAAUCAGAAUGCACUGGUUAUUGUCUUCCAGUCUCUGCCUGUUCGUAUGUCUCCAAAGUUUUAUAACAGCCUUUACUCUGAAAACCAGAGCCCACACACAUGACGAGUUAUACUAUGAGUAUGUGCCUGAUGGCCUGCAAUGGAAGACUGCAGAAGAACUGUGUAAGCAGCGCUCUGGGGCCUUGGCCACUGUCUCCAGUGCAGCAGAGAACCAUGAGCUUUCCAGCUUCUUAAAAUCCUUGAACAUCUCUCAGCCUGUCUGGAUUGCCAGGAAAGUCUUAACACAUCUGACAAGUGCCCGCAAGACCCUGAUAUUGGAAUUCUUUGGGCGCUCGGAUACAAAGUACGCUCGUCUCCGGCACAGGUUCCCCUCCUUGAGCUCAUUGACCAUUUGCACCCAGCUUCGUUUUGACUUGAAUUCUUUUGGAAAUUUCACGAUCUUCUCUUAUUCCAUCCCAUCCUACAUAAAUGAGUUCCAGCUUCGAGCAAAGCUAACCCAGGGCAAGCCUGUGCAGUUGGCUUUGCUGGUCCACGGAAUUCAUGUGCCUUAUGAAGAGGUCUUCAAACAUGACGAUGCCUGGCACUCGGUUUGUGUUUCCUGGAGCCAGAAUGGUGGACACUGGGUGCUUUAUACUGGUGGUGUUGUAGUUUCAAGCGGCGAUGGCUUAGACAAUACUGACAGCAUUGGUGGCCUCGAUGGCCAUUUUAUUAUCGGGCAGGAGCAGGAAACGUUCGAAGGCUCCUUUAAGUCUGACCAGUCAUUCCUGGGAAGCAUCACAGAGUUGCACAUUUGGAAUCGAGUUCUGACCAGCAAUGAAAUAUCGAGCAUGGAAAAUGACUGCUCGCCCAUCUCCUCUGGGCUGGUGUUCAAGUGGAGUGAAGCAGACAUGGAAAUAGAGCCCUCCCUUUCAACGCAGUGGAGAACGAUCCCAUGUCAAGGAAUCCACAAUUUGUGGAAGAAUGGAAAUCCUUUGCAGAAUGGAACAUCCUUUAACAUCUUCCACAGCGACGUGUCUGAUGAAGAUUGUGACAUCUUUGACCCCGUUACUGAGAAAUGUGCGCAAGCCCAGUGCAACAUAUACAGAGGAGCUGUGUGCAAAUUUAAGAAUGAGGGACUGAAUGUUUUCAAUUUGCCAAAGUCGCCAUUCUUCAGUAAACUGAAUGAGGAUCCUCAGACUAAACUGGUGAUGAAGGUGAUCAGUGUUAACACCACAUGGAACAGAGAUCUGACUUUGAUGCAGCAGUUGACGAAAGCUGUCCUCAAUGCAUUGGAGGCCGGCGGCCCAAACCUCCUGACCCCCAGUGACGUCCUCUCCCUCACCCAGAUGAUCGAAGUGAUUGCAGCAAGUGGUCACUUUGCAGGAGCUAAUGCAGCAGAGGUUUUGGCAUCCAUUGCUACCAACUAUGUUAAUGUUGCAAGUGAGAUGCUGGAGCCGGACACAGCUGCGCAGUGGAUAGGCCUGACGGAGGAUGGGGUCAGCGUUGGACCGUUUACUAUUGUCAAAAGCAUAGAUGGUCUCACUGAAGCUCUUGCAGACGUGCUAUCUGAAGAAGAAAGAGGUUUCACUCUUUCUACUAAGAACAUAGAUGUGUAUAUGAAAUGGCAGGAACUCUCUCAAGAGAGCUUUAAUCAAGUUUUCAAGCCAUCUGCCGUUGGCUCUCGCAAUCCCAGCAGCAGCAGUAAUCUUGAUGAGUUGCUUAUCCCAGACUCUGAACUCCAGAGGAUCAACAAACUAGGAUGUGAGGAAGUGAUGUUUAUUCAUACCCACUACAGUCAUCUCAGUGAGAUUGUGUCUGAAGCAGAUGAGCCAACACUGAGUCGUGGAGAGAAGAAAAAAAGCAUUCUUCCAGGUCAGCUAACUUCUGCUGUCAUAUCAGCCAGCGUCCGAGAUACUUCAAAGGCUCAAACCAUCCCUGUGGCUGUCCAGUACACCCUCUCUUCUUCAAACACGGUGGAGUAUUCCCAAAAAGUAACUCCUGUUUGUGCCUUUUGGAACUUUAGCCUGAUGCAUACUCAUAUGAGUAGCUGGUCCAGUGAUGGGUGCACCGUGAUCCUUGCCAGUUCUCAUUUCACAUCCUGUCAGUGUAACCACACCACCAACUUCGCAGUUCUGAUGAAUUACCUGGAGUCAAAGUGGAGUCCCGAAGACGAGCGUAUUCUGAGCAAGCUCACGUUCAUCGGCUCUGGAGCAUCUCUGUGUGCCCUGGUGGUGACUUUGAUGUUGUUCACUGUGCUUGACAUCCCUAAAUCAGACAGGACAUCCAUCCAUAAGAAUCUGUUCAUAGCUCUGAUCUGCGCCCAGGUGAUUCUGCUCUGCAGCGGCUCAGCAAUUCACAACAAGGUGGCGUGUACGCUUGUAGCAGCGCUGCUCCAUCUCUUCUUUAUGGCAGCCUUUAGCUGGAUGCUGGUGGAGGGUCUUUUGCUCUGGAGCAAGGUGGUAGCUGUCAACUUGAAUGAGGAUCAUCAUAUGAAGUAUUACUAUCUCAUCGGCUGGGGUCUACCAAUACUGAUAGUCACCAUCACACUUGCUUCUGCCUCAGGCAACUACUCAGCAGAUGGCUAUUGUUGGCUCACUGUUGAAAACGGUGUAAUCUGGGGUUUUGCAGGUCCUGUAAUCUUCAUCAUCAUGGUGAAUAUGUUGGUUCUCACCAGGGUGGUAAUCAUCACCAUCUCAACGGCAAAGAGAAGGUCCAUCAUGUUGGCACUGGGCACCAGUCCUGUUGAGCAAGCCUAUGAUCAGUUCAGGGCAGCAAUGAAAGCAGUGUUGGUGCUGCUGCCAAUUCUUGGAUUGACGUGGUUAUGUGGAGUUCUGGUUCCUUUCUCCAUCGUCAUGGCCUACAUCUUUAUCCUCCUCAAUUCCCUACAGGGUCUGUUCAUCUUUCUGAUAUAUGGGGUGUACAACACAGAGGUUCGAAGCACGGUCAACAGGAUCAAGGAGAGGAGAAAAGCGCUUAAUUUUUCAAACUGUGCCAGCUCUAGACCAUCUAGCUCAGUUACAAACUCUCGGCCUGUCAGUUUUCCACUUGGAACAAGCCCAAGCCAAGAGGAGGAGACGUACACAUGCAGCAGUGCACCAGGCCCGGUGGUGGUGGAGGAGAAGAUCAGAGGUCAAGCAUCCAUUCCUUGUGUUGCAGCGAAACUGGAAGAGUCGCAGAGUCAAACUUCCAAAGGCAGCCAUAUGGACAGAAAGGAGUCCCCUCCAACGGCAGUGGAUGCUUUGCCGCCCGGCUGUAGUCUUCACGUUCCCAUGGAGCUGGAGUUCGCAGCGUCCUGCUUCCCUCGCCCUCCUGCGCCUCAGAAAAGCAAUGGCCACGUAUGUGCAGACUGACCUGGCUGCACUGUUGAUUAUCGGUUUCAUAUUUUGACUCACUUUUAUAUUUGGCUCACUUACGUCUCUGACUGUUGCAUUGUUUUAUGCUUUAUGCAAACUUUUAAUGAAUAAGCUUUUUAACCCUCAUUUAAAGAUGUAAUUGAUGGUAUAUAUGUAAGCUUAAUUUCUCGAGCACAUGCCUAAUUUAAAAUUACCUGAUUUUACUCAGACAUUCUCUUUUAAAGUAUUUUUUCUGUCUGUUUUGGUAAAUUUGUCUCUUUUGCUCGUAAAUAGGACCCUAGAUCUAAAUAUCUAGGCGCUCCUGUGACCUGUACAUAUUGUGCAACUGUGAUGGCCCUGGUUUAAUUUAAGCAGGGACAUUUCUCAUAUGGCUAACUGAUCUUGCUCGUGUAUGACAGCAGAACAGACUGGUGCCACGUGUCAUUUUCACUCUAAAACUUAGGGUGGAUUGUGAUUAUGGCUCUUUUUUUGUGCUGCAACUAUAGUUGAGUUUUGUAAGAAUAAAUCUACAUUUUAUUUAAUGAC